Molecule: messenger RNA, 8388 nt
Organism: Danaus plexippus (monarch butterfly)
Lineage: Eukaryota; Metazoa; Arthropoda; Insecta; Lepidoptera; Nymphalidae
Product: ATP-sensitive inward rectifier potassium channel 11-like
Exons: 10
Coding region: 280-1887 (535 amino acids)
Biological process (GO): potassium ion import across plasma membrane; regulation of monoatomic ion transmembrane transport
Cellular component (GO): plasma membrane
Molecular function (GO): inward rectifier potassium channel activity
Source: RefSeq, a predicted model, not a curated record
CUCAGUGUUCACUCCUCGGCCGCGCAAUUAGCACUGAUAACAGUAGAUAAGGUUAUCAUUACAUCUCCGGCGACGAACGAGCGACAUUGGACUUGAAGUGCUCAUUCGAUGGGAACCUGCGGCUAUGGUGAAGCGUUCGCUUAGGAACUGAGGUUGAGUUCAGUUGUGUCUUGUUAUGAGAUGUUCCUUGUCUCUAAGAAACAUUGCGUAAAUUGUCCUUAAAAUGAAAAGUCGUGAAACAGUAAGUUUUGAAAUAGAAGUGUGAAGGUCUCGAAGAUCAUGGAUUCAAGAAAAAAUGACGAGGAGUUCGAUGAAGUUAAUAAACUUUACGAUGAAUGUUUAAAUUACUUAAAAAACAUCAGCAGUCGUCCUUGUGAAGAUGAUAAAAUGAAACCAGCAAAUAAAGACCCGGAGCACAUAUACGAGACCAUAGAAGCCAUGAGUGAGAAAGUUGAGAACAAACACUCAGAAGACAUGUACAGUAGACCCAACAAAACUGAGAACAUCGACAAACAUCCCGCAGUACAAUAUAAAAUAGAAAACGAAGGCUCUAAAGGAAGUUUAAAUUCACUGUCUGAGACCAAAUCUGAACGACUGAGACGGCUGUCGUCACAAUUACCCAGGAUCAUCAUAACAAAGAGCAACUCCAGUCUGGAGUCGAAGAUAGAUGAAAACAAGGAACUCGGACCCGGGACAAGGAAACACACUCACCAGAGAAUCACCAACACACCUGUCUCUGAUAAGACUGUGAUUAAGAGCAGUUCCGAUAACAGGAGGUUGGAACCUCCUCUACGGUACAAGGCUCACUGCGACUUCCCUAAACGUCUCGUCUCCAAGAGUGGGAACGAGAAUGUAGCACUCAUCUCAAACGUACCGUUCGCUAAAAUCCGUCUCCUCAACGACACCUUCCAUACCUUGAUAAACCUCCGUUGGCGCUGGCUGGUGGUGGGCACGGUGGUGGUUCACUUCUCCAUCUGGUUGGUGUUCGCCGUAUUCUGGUACGUGACGGCGAUGGCUCACUACGACCUGGGACCGGAGCCUCCUCAGAGAACCUGCGUCACCGGCGGAACUGACUUCGUGACCAUCUUCCUCGCCUCCGUUGAAGCUCAAACGACCAUCGGGUUUGGGGAUCGAGCCAUCGACGAGGAGUGUCCAGAGUCUAUCUUCUUAUUUAUAAUGCAGUUAAUCCUGGGCACUGGUUUGUCCGGAGUCCUCACCUGCGUUGUGUACGCUAAACUCACGAGACCAGAGAAAAUGACGAGGGAUGGAGUCGGGUUCAGCAAGAAAGCUGUUAUCUGUUUGCGGGACGGCCGCCUGUGCCUGAUGUUCCGCGUCUGGGACCUCAACUACGACCACAUCAUCAGCUCCGAGUUUUCAGCUCACUUUAUCAACACUCACAGAACAAAAGAAGGUGAAGUAAUCCGCUACCACGCUCAGACGCUGCCUCUUCAUCAGCGUCAGUUCCUUCUGUGGCCAGUGACGUUGGUCCACGAAAUCGACGAGCACAGUCCUCUGUACAAAAUGACUCCCAAAAACAUCAAUGAAUACAGUUUUGAGAUAACAAUAAGUUUGAAGGGAGCCUCCGCUUCCAUGGGCACGUUUACGCAGAGCCAGAGCUCCUACCUUCCUCGGGAGAUCGUCUGGGGUCAUCGAUUCCUGCCCGUCGUCAAAUAUGACGGUCGGAGACAGAAGUACGAAAUCGACCACUCCAAGCUGGACACCACGGAACCCGCGGAGACGCCGUAUUGCAGCGCCUAUGACUUGUACAGGUCCUCGAAUACUCCAGCUAAGACGGAAUGUCCGUCGACUCCGGGCAGCUUCUGUGAGAUGAUGUCAACAUUUCGUAUCGGAAGACAAUCCUCGUUCAGAAGACGAGACAAAUCGUAAAAUGAAAAACGUUUAUAACACUUGAUUACAACAUCAGUGUUGUAAUCAGACAGUGUUUGUAUAGUAAUAAAACAAAAUAUUGGCGUUGAGAAGAGGCUGACCGUUUUAUAAGAAUAUAUAAGUGGUAGGUGGUCGAUACAACUCUGGGGAAUGUAUGAGAAUAUUGAUAUUACAAAUCUGACUAUUUGUUUUUAUAAAACUAUCCGUAUGGUUCUGUUAAAAAAGCGUUGAUGUUGCUUUGAUUGUUAUUAUUGCAUUCAAAUUAUUAUUAUAUGUAUUGUCAUUGUUAAUAAAUUAACUACGGGAUCAAUUUUGAUAUUAUAAAAUUUAAGAUAAUAUUGUGCAAAGUAAACACGUCACACACACGGACAGAGUCGUUGUGGCGCGGCAGAGCGGGUAGUCGGGAAUGGGCUAUAAAAGGGCCUGCAUGGGCCUAGUGUAGACUUUCCCAUCACCCGAUGCCACCCUCCCCUUCAACGGCGUUCUAAGCCGAGGUCCGGCCUCUUAGAGGCACCUUUGGGACGGGCGUGACCCCUCGGGCUCUUCAGGCCCGAAUUUAACAGGUAGGUCCCAUCAGGCCACCCACCCCUCCUAGUGACCCUGUCAAGCCAAGCCAAUAGGGCUAACACCUAAAGUGAUGUCGAAACUAAAAAAAAUAAUUGUGUAGACUGUAGUCAUUCGUACUUGACUCAGUACAAAGCUCUAAGCACACGACAAAACUGUCGCUUUGCUUGGUAGAACCAGGGUGCAGUAUUUCAACAUAGCCAGCUGCGUUUGUUGUGUAGUUCUGCUUUGCGACACUCCACAUGUGACCUUUAUAGUUAAUUCUAAACUGUUAUCAUUAUUUAUGUCAUUGACUUUGUAGUAAAUAACAUAAAUAAUCAAUUCAAUACCAUUAAAUUUAAAGAAAUAAAUACCUUUUUUUCAUAAUGAAGAAUUUUAGAUGUUUAAAAUUAUCAGGUUUCACCUGCAUAACCAUAGCUACGCAGAUGUGCGAGUGCAGACAUAACAACGAGUCUUGGUUGGUAUAAAUAGAGGCAAAAUAGUACAGAUUCAAAGUAUUCUAGUUCGAGCCGUGUCAGCGAUCGGUCCUCUUCGACAAUAAUCAAGAAUAAGGCAUUCGUGGAGUCAGUCAUGCUGAAAUUACUCUUUUUAAAAACAAUGAAGUGACAUUAACUUCAGCAUAUCAUACUCAUUCCAUUAAAAUGGGAACUCAAGAUUCCUGACGCUGGACCGCUCCUACCUCUUGACCCUAUCCUAAUUUAUUAUAUUUUAAAAUCGGGUUGGAGCUAAAAAAAUAUCUGGAUCCAAUAGUAUAUCGGAUCGAAGUCUAAUAAGGUCUCACGAUGCACUUAUAACUCAAUUCAAACGAUAAAACAUUCACUUUUAGACUCUUUAUGAACAUAUUUUAUUGAAUUGAUUUAAAAUAAAUGUUAUAAAGUAUCCACCUAUAUUUGUGAGUAUGGGUAUAACGCCAGAUGCAAAUAAAUAAAUAUCACUCACAAAGAGACAACUCCAACCCAACUAUAUGAAAGUGGAAAUAUAUAUUAGGUAGCAUUGUAGAAAAAAGCUAAUCGGUGGUCGGUCAUUUAUCACAAAGUUGUACAAAAUUUACAAUAGAUGGCGGUUUCUAAAGUUACCUAGUCAAGUUUGUAAUUUACACUACUAAGUUUCCACUAGGUGUCCACUAUACGUAGCAAAAGCCCAUUUAUUUAGUCAGGUUUGUGGCUUACCGUUACCUGAGGGUUUUUUUGCAUGCCUAAGUCUAUAGAAACACUUGCCAUGUUAGGGUUUUGAUAAAAAUCGCCACACUGUGUAUGCGGGUCGGCGAUCGCAGGGCGUAACUUAUCGUACCUGCAGCAGUGUCCCUGCUGAUUGCGACUGGUCCGGUAACAUAUUUAUUUUUACGCUACUUUAAAUCGUUAUACCCUCAUUAUUUAUUCUUUAAGCCUCGUCCGUUGAACUUAAGGAUGUGCCGCGUGGAAGAAAUGUUUAGUCGGAGAGCAAGGAUCGUUGGCGAUCCUUUUAUGCCACAUAAUAAAAGAAUAAUGGGAACGAAAUGAACACAAAACAAAUGAAUCUGAAGUAAACAGAAAUCCAUCACGAAUAAGUUUACUUUCCUUUAAAACAAUUGUUGUUUUUUCUAGACAUUUCGGUAUCACGAGAGUUCAUAGCAUGACAACAUCUCGUGGAUCCGGUCACUGGCAAAAACUUCUUUAUUGUAUAUAUUGAAUAAAGAAGAAGAAACAGCGUCUAUGGAAAGAUUGGAAUUCUUCUGAUUUGUAAAUACAGUAUGCUUAGCGAUGUUGGAACAACGAAACGAACACCGUGCAAACUAUUAAAAACUAACUGUUGGGUUAUUGGUCAGUAUAUUGAGAGUUCGUAUAUUGUACUUCUAAAGUCAUGAAAAUUACGUUACAUGUAUUAAAUGUUUGGUACUACGCAGCAAUCGAAGCCUCAAUAUAAAUCCCUAUUUUUAUUAUUUUCACUUCCAAGAUUACGAGACAGGGAAGAACGAACUAAAAAGAUAUGUACUUAAAAUUCCAGUUGAACUAUUCUUGUUAGUAAUAUUUGUAAUUUAUAAAAGGAGUUUCACGGUUAAAAAAAGAACUUUUACCGACGACAAGCAAGGCUUCCCGGAUACGUGUUCAGAUGUCGAUACUCAAUAUGAAUUUAAACCGUUUAUGAAGUAAAUAUAACUUCAACAUUGAAAUAAAACAAAUUGUAUUUCAGAGUUACUACGCGAUUUUAAUUAUUUUAAUUGCAUACUCCUAACGUUUCGGUUACUUUUCAGCAACCGUGAUCACGGGCAGACGAGAUGAGAAUGUCUGUCUGAUUUUUUAAUUAUAUUUAAAAUUCGGGACAUAUUACACUCCUGUUAAGCGAAAGGCCUGAUCAUUAUUUUGUUUUGGGGUCCAGGUCACACUGGUAUUGAUGGUAAUGACUCAGUGGAUUCGUGCGUCAAGCAGGCAACCCAAAUUAGCGCUUAUUCAUGUCAUUGAAUAUAUCUACAUUAUCUAAAUCAUCGUCGGCGCAAGACUGUUUGCAGACUCGUCGUGGUCAUUACGUAUCAGUGAACCGUAUACAUGAUGACUUUCACGGGAAGAUAGUUGCAGUGGUUUCCCCUCGCCUUCUGCACCAGCACUUUUUUGGGGCAAUUUAGACCCCAAGGCUUGCUGUAGCCUGUUCCAGACAGUGGUGUCUAAAUACUCUUAGAAAGUACUGGCAAUUAUCCCAGCAUUAGCCUGGGUCUGCCUUCCUGCUCAAACUCCUCCACUUUGUACGGUCUUAAACAUCCGCGGUGGUAAGUCCAUUGGCUCUCAUAUUCUGCUUCACGGUGUCCAGCCAUCGCUUUUUUGGGCGUCCUGGGGGUCUUGCUCUAGGGACCGACAUAUCAAGGCAAAUUUUUCCGACGUAGUUCUCAGGUCGGCGUGCAACGUGGCCAUACCAUCUCAGGCGACUCUCUUGAAGCUUAUCCGCUACGUCACGGACUCCAAGACUACCUCGGAUAAAUGUGUUACGUAUACGGUCAGCCCGCGUUACGCCACACAUCCAGCUCAGCAUCUUAAUCUCCGUGACGUAAAGCUCCUGAGUGUGCCUGGACAGUGUUGGCCAACAUUCGCUUCCAUAUAAGAGAACCGGUCGGAUUAUGCUCUUGUAUAUUAGUCCCUUGAGCUUGGUAGGUAUUCUGCGGUCGCAGACCACACCUGUGACCUCACGCCAUUUCGCCCAAGCAGCGCUGAUCCGGGCUUGGACAUCGUGAUCGAUGCCUCCGGACUCAUGCAGAAUAGAUCCAAAGUACCUAAACUUUUCCGACUUAACGGCUGGUUCAGGACCUAUAUGGAUAGUGCAAGAGUCCGGGCUUCCGCAAGCCAUGUAUUCGGUCUUCGUCACAUUUAGUUUAAGACCACCGUUCUCAAGCGUACCCUUCCAGAGGUUCACUCUUCGCUCUAGCGUCAACCUGCUCUCAUCAAUGAGCGCUAUGUCAUCGGCAUACAUCAUCAGCCAUGGAGGCUGGUAUGGAGGCUGGUGCUUCAACGAGGGCUUAUACUUGGUAAGUAAUAUUUUGUAUUUUGUAAAACUUUCUAGACUCCAGUCAAAAAUUUAAUUGUUUGAAUAAAAUACCUGAAAGCUAUUCAUAUUAAAGCUAGUGAUUAAACGCUUAUCAAUUAUCAGAAUAAAGAUUGGGACAUAAGUAUGGAACCGUGUUAUCAAGAUAUCCGAAACUCGUCGCAAUUAAAACUAAAAUUCUGACGCUAUUUAAAACAAUACUUUAGAAUAGACUGGGAGACGAUAUGAAGCAUGCCGAUGCAGUGAGUCGCAGUUCAACAAAAGGUCAUACUCAGUCAAUAAAAGACCUAGUUAGUUAACUCUUACUUUCAUGUAAAUUAGUACACGCGAAAACCUUAGAUGUCAUUAAAAGACAUUUAGUUUUGUCAAGUUUUCGAGGGUAUCUAAUAUAUAUAUGAUAUUCGCUGGUGACUGGUGUUUCACUAUCAGUUGCAAGAUAAUUAAUUACAUAUCACAAUAAGCCAAUCACCGGAAGGUUAGGCAUGUAGUGAUAUUAAAAAUAAUUAUAAAAAUAAUAAUAAUCGAUUAUGUACGAAAUCCUUUAAUAGGUCAGUUUCUUUUACAAGGAUGAAGUUUAUGUUAAAAUUUCCCUACCAAAUAGAAAUAUUGGUUUUAAGAGAUGUGGGGAACUAAUUAAAUCGGAUUACUGGUUUCCUAAUAUGACUCGUUUUAUUAAAAAAUAUGUAAAUAAUUGCUUAGAUUGUUCUUAUGCAAAGGAGAUUUUAGCAAACAAAACUGUGAAUUGCAUUCCUAAGCCACCCAUCCCGAUGGAAGUAGUUAACAUUGAUCAUCUCGGGCCUUUUAGUAAAACUAAAAAGGGUCAUCAAUAUAUUUGAAUGAUAAUCGGUUUCUUUAGAUUAGAUAUGAGAUAUCAAUAUGAUAGGCAUCGUGAACCUGAGAGUAAGUUUCUCAAGAGUGAUUUAGUUCUCUGGAAGCAAUCGCCGACGGGAAGUGAAGUUAAACUGCUGCGACUGCUGUAUUCUGGGCCUUACGUUGUAAAAGAGAUUCUUAAUAAGGGGCGGUAUGAAAUCUUUAGCGUUAAAGUUAUGAGCUGUUAUAAAAAGUUUUCGGGAAUUGUUACAUCAGAUUCUGUUAGAGAAUAUCGUAGUGCUCCGGACUGUAGCGAGACUAAUAUAUUUUUUUUAUGAUAAAGGGGGGAAAACGAGCAGACGGCCUAUUUGAUAGAGGUAGUACUGUCUCCCAUGGACAUCCGCAAAAUAAUUUUGCGGAUGCGUUGCCACCUUUGUUUGGGGAAGAGAGAGAGAGGAAAGGUUGGAAAAAGGGAAACGCAGCCAUUAAACGCUUCUUCACGCCGAUCUUCUCUGAGAGAGUUGUACUUCCCCGGUCGUUCCAGCCCACUUUCGAUCUGUAGUUACAUGACUACAGCUAGGCUUUACCACCUUAAAUAGUAGAGAUUAGGACGGAGAUGACCUUAUUGAUUUAUUAGAAAGCUAAUUGAACGUUUGCGCUUAUUGAGGUACCAUUGUCCCGGGAUAGCGGACUGGUAAAAAAAUAAUAAAAGUAGGUGCGGUUUUGAUUAAGGGGCGACAGCGGUCCGCAACACUAGCGGACGAGGUGUGGAAUGAUGUGCUGUAUCGCGAAGGGAUGAGGAGAGGAAUGAUAGUGAUUAUGUAAAAAACAUGUUUGAUAUAAUUAGUCAUUAUUCUGUCGAAAUUGGCUAUUAACAAGUGUUUUACAAAGAAGUUGUACAGUUUUAAUUUUUUUUUUUAAGUCUACCGUGUCUUGUAAAUAAAGUAAUAUAUGUUAUUUUAUAAUCUUACCACAAUAAAUAAUUUAAUGUUGCCUACACACUGUGUUACAACCAUUAAACAAAACGACAACUCAUCCGAGGAGUCAACUGUAUAUUUUAUCAAAAAUACUUAAUAUUAUUCAUAUUAAUUUUUAUUGUAUGAGCAAAACAGAGUUUAUAGGUUCUGUAUAACAAAUAUAUAAAGUAUACUCGUAACUAUACUGGACUAGUAAAAAGAAUUUGAACCGUUACUUAUAGCCUUUUACUUUAUAAAAUAAAAGACCUUUGUCUGUACACUACCGUGUAAUAAAAUUAUCUAGACGCCACGAGGAUUGUUAAGCCAAGGAUAGACUCGGGGACAUCUGUUGCAGAUUGUCAUGUAAUAAGUAUUCUGAAAUAUAAUAAAAAAUGCUAGUUAUUAAAGUCCCGUAUUUUUAAGAGAACUGCGUAGUAUAUGAAGCCUAACAAAGAUGUUUUUUUUUUCAUAAACUAUAAAAUUUUCGUAUAUUGAUUUUUAAUUGUCCGACAAACUAAUACUUACGCCACUUUCCUCCUCUUUCAGAGCGGAGCAGGUCGUCCGACGACAGGCAGCAGGGACGAAGCGGGGACAAUCCUGUUUUACAAACUCAUUCAGUGGUACCGGGUUCUUUACCCAGUUGACUACCUCAUUAGCGUUCACC